Penicillium nucicola is the source of this 606-nucleotide messenger RNA. Its product is annotated as 40S ribosomal eS27 domain-containing protein. The transcript is spliced from 3 exons. Gene Ontology annotation, cellular component: cytosolic small ribosomal subunit; ribosome. The coding region runs from base 1 to 480 and encodes 159 amino acids. Gene Ontology annotation, biological process: translation; ribosomal small subunit assembly. The record is from RefSeq and is a predicted model, not a curated record. Gene Ontology annotation, molecular function: structural constituent of ribosome; RNA binding. NCBI's taxonomy places the organism in Eukaryota, Fungi, Ascomycota, Eurotiomycetes, Eurotiales, Aspergillaceae.
AUGGCUUACCUACGGGAGGCCAUCGCUGAUUGGUGGGAGGUCUGCCGCCUUCCUGAAAUAGGACACCAAGCGAGGGCACAAACGGGCACAAACCCUACCACCCCCAAACGGGACGCCCGGUCCAAAUCCCUUCAAACUUCUCUUGGAAGACCACCUCAUCCGCUACACACAAGGCCAUCGCCAUCAGCGCCAUUAAUCAACUAUCUCGCUGAUCGACUUUCACUCGUCAAGAUGGUUCUCGCGGUCGAUCUCCUUAACCCCACGCCUCAGGCUGAGGCCCGUAAGCACAAGCUCAAGACCCUUGUGCCCCAGCCCCGCUCCUUCUUCAUGGACGUCAAGUGCCCCGGUUGCUUCACCAUCACCACCGUCUUCUCGCACGCCCAGACCGUCGUCAUCUGCGCCGGUUGCUCCACCGUCCUUUGCCAGCCCACCGGUGGCAAGGCCCGUCUGACCGAGGGCUGCUCUUUCCGCCGCAAGUAAACGAGAAACGAAUGAAAAACUUUUUUCUUGUUAUGUUCCGGUUGAAACGUCAAAGAGAAUUAGCAUGGAGAAAUUAGGAUGAAAAUACCAAUCCCGGGGUUGACCUCUUCUUACCUCUUCUUUUUU